GUUUGUAUAGAAAGCUGCAGAGUUUGAUGCAGCCUGGGGCAGGCGGCGGGUGACCAAGGAUUCCAGCCUUAACACCGUUAUCCGCUGUAUCCUCAAUUUGAAAUAAUUUUGUCAAAUAAAAGGAUGCAUUGGAUGGCCAUUGAUAUCCAUGGGGAUAGAUGGUGGUGAAAUUGACUAGUCUAUAUUUGUUUAGGGAUUUUUUCUGGAAGGCGAUAUCGCAACGAUGGUGUGGCAGACGUUCAGAAGUUUACAAAGAGGCGACUUCAGUGCUCUUCUGCUGGCUGUGGCGGUGCUUGGGGUUCUGUUCGCAGGGAUGCAAGAAACCACAGCAUUUCCCACCUGGAGAAUAGAGGUAUGGUGUGACAAUUCCACUUUUUAACUGGAUACCUCCUUUAAUUGCACUGGUGAAUACUUCAUUCAGUUUCUAUGCUGGAAUAAGUUAUGAUCAAGAUUUUGGAUGAUUAAACCCAUUUAGGGCAACAAUAUUUUCUUUUCAUUUGAACUUUUUUUUUCAGUGUCUACCAAGACAUCUGCUUGGUGACAAAUGAGCAAAUAAUAAAUAAAUAAAAUGUAAUUGUAAUAUUAAUCAUAUUUUUGGUUAAAGGGUAGACUAUACCAACUGACUUCAUCAGACAGAAAUUCCUUCAUAUAAUCAGUAAUUAUACAUGAUAUAAUGUAGCCUAUUCAUAUUAUAUAAUUGGAGGAAUUCUGUAGUUUUGAUGGUGCAUUCAAUGAAUAUAAUUGUAGGCAUUUACAAUGGCUACCUAUCAACUGGAUAGCCUACAGUUAGUAUAGAAUAAGAGACAACAUUUUCUUUGAAAUAGACAUAACAUCACAAGAGACAGACUCGCUUGUAUGAUAUGCAAUCUCUGUAGAAUAAUGAAGAAUUUGGUUGGUUUUGCCCUGAUUUCUUUCCCAGUUCAGGAAAACAUAGGUCUACAACUAUUUUUAUUGCAUUGUAGCCACAAUAAACAUGUUUUGAUCUGGCUGGAUGAAGUAUUUUCCCUCACUUAUACCAACUUAGCUAUUCUAAAAAAAAGUGUCUUCUAUUGUUCAUUAAUUCACACUAUGUCAAAUGCAGACUUCUCAGAAUCCUUGAUUAGUAAACCAGGGGCAAAUAGUUUGGGAAUCUUCAAAGGAGAGGACAGUAAGAGGAGCUUAGCAUGUUGGUUGAGCACUGAAUGAUCAGGUUCUGAAGGUUAACUCCAGUGGCUUGUUUUGGAACAUGUUCAGUUGUUUUCCAUAGGAAGGAAUGGAGUAGCAGUUUGCAAAUGGUACAGCUUAGAACAACAUGUAGCUUCAAGAAAUCAUGAUUUAGGGCCAGGCUACAUGGACUGUUCUCACAUUGCUCCAACUUAAGUGGAAUGCCUGCUCCAACUUCUAGGCUAUGUCCUCUUCUCUUGUAGUGUAUGUUUCCUUGACUCUGUUAUCAGUGUGGCAGGAAGUCUUCAGUCUUCUGCAGGGCUCCUCUGGUGUUAGUCUGGGAGUCUAGGCCUCAGCUCUUGGCAAAGCCCUUGUUUUCCUGGAACAUUGAAAAAGGAAUGCAUAUGAUGUGUGAAACUUACUCCUCAGCCUGAAGUGUCCCCACUUAUGCCAGCGAAUAGCUAGCUUUUUGCGUGGCGCAGACUGGUAAGCCGCUUCAGGAGGGCGGUCACGUUUGCUAGCAUGGCAGAGGUCCCGAGUUAGCGCCAGGUAUGGGCCGAAUCGGGGGGAAGUGGUACUCGCUAAGCAAGCAGCGUGACGUCCCUUACAUAUAGUGUCUACAUCAUUUCUCUGAGAAUAACUAUUUCCUUUACAUACAGAUAUUUUAAUAGUAUAAAUUCAGAUUUUCAUAAAUAGCCAUUUCUUUGGGUUGUAUUCCCACUGUAUUUGUAUGUAAGUUUGGAACUUGGUCAGGACGUGUUGGUCCAAUCCCUUAUCGUUGAUGGUAAGGACUGUGGAGUAGAGCCGUGGAUAGGCUAAAUUAGCUUAUUCACUUGUCAUAAAAGUCCCCGGUCACAAAGUCCCCUAAAGUUAUUUGGAUAAUCAGUCAGUGUAUACUGUAACUGUAUAUUUUACAUUCUAUUAUUAUUAUGUAAUAACAAAGUCACAACAUAGUUCUAAAUACUCUUAAACAGUAAGCACCUAUAGCUGAUCCAGGUGUUAUUAUUUGGAAAGUCUUAUUUGCCCCUCCCCAAAGGGACAUCAGACAUAUUGUAUCUGCAAAAUGUAUCAUACUUAAUGUUAGGAAAACAGUUUUACUGCUGACCACUUCCUUUUUCUACGAAAUGGAAUGCCCUUGCAUGAAAAUGUAACAUUCACAUGCAAGGCAUUGGAAUAAUAGCCUGUAGAAACAGCAGAAUUACAAUAGAGUUGAGUAUCCUCAGCUGGUCAAGUCAAACCAGAACCCUUGCAGCAUGGAACUGUUGAUUGUUUAGAUUUUGUACAUUAUAACUAUAAAUACUGUAUAAAUUAACACCAUGAAUCACAACUGUCAGUUCAACUAACAGUGUAAGUAGACUACAGUACAACGUUAACUCUGUGCUGCUCCCAGCCUGUUACUUGAAGUGUGUCAGAAGGUUGGGUACUGUGGCAGUAAAAAUACAAAUGUUUACUGUACCAUGGUUAAAUAAAGAUCUGUUUCAAGAGACUUUCGUUUUUUUUUUUUACUUCUCAUGAAUGAUGUUGAAUAAAUGUGUUAUACAUUUUUUUAUGAAUGAUACUGCAGCAACAUGAAUAAAGGUGUAAUGACUGGUAUCAUAAAGGUGUAAUGACUGGUAUCAUAAAGGUGUAAUGACUGGUCUCAUAAAGGUGUAAUGACUGGUAUCAUAAAGGUGUAAUGACUGGUCUCAUAAAGGUGUAAUGACUGGUAUCAUAAAGAUGUUAUGACUGGUAUCAUAAAGGUGUAAUGACUGGUCUCAUAAAGGUGUAAUGACUGGUAUCAUAAAGAUGUUAUGACUGGUAUCAUAAAGGUGCUAUGACUGGUAUCAUAAAGGUGUUAUGCAUGCUUUAUGUAUACCCCCUUCAAGUAAAGUGUUACCACUUACUUUUACUUUUUACUCCUUGAGGAUCUCCACCGCAUUCUGUUUUGGUCCAGUUUCUCAUACUUCUGUUCUUCCAUCUCAUGUUGUUACCAAUAUUCUCCUGGUCCUUGGUUAUUUGGUCAGGUUCAGACACUGGAUCAAGUCAUUCUGGAUAUUGGCGGGAACUGGAAAACACUGUCAUACAAGUUGAUCUGUAAAACGCUGUUGUACACGUCGAUCCAGAGCAUCCCAAACAUGCUCAAUGGGUGACGUCUGGUGAGUAUGCAGGCCAUGGAAGAACUGGGACAUUUUCAGCUUCCGGGAAUUGUGUACAGAUCCUUGCGACAUGGGGCCAUGCAUUAUCAUUGUCACGUUCGUUGAGUAAAUGGUCGGACCAAGGUGCAGCGUGGUAUGCGUACAUGUUUAAUUUAUUAAAUAAAUACUUGACAAAAUAACAAAAGCAACUGAACGUGAAGUUCUAAAGGCUAACAGCAACAAGCCUAAACAGAAACAAGAUCCCACAACUAAAGGUAGGCAAAAUGGCUGCCUAAGUAUGAUCCUCAAUCAGAGACAACGAUCGACAGCUGCCUCUGAUUGGGAACCACACCCGGCCAACAUAGAAAUAUAUAACAUAGAUAUGUCAACAUUCACACCCUGACCAAACUAACUAGAGAAUAACAGGGUUCUCAAGGUCAGGGCGUGACAGUACCCCCCCCCCCCCCCCCCCCCAAAGGUGCGGACUCCGGCCACAAAAACCUAACUUAUUAGGGGAGGGUCCGGGUGGGCAUCUAGCCUCAGACGCUGUAAACUCCUCUCCUUUCCUGCCUCCCCGUAGCACACCUGGUCCGGUCUGGAUCCCGGUGCGAUGCUUCCCCUCUCAGUCCUCCCACAAUGCACCAAGCCCUGUCUGGACCCUGGUGUGAGAGCCCUCGACCCUGGAGAGGCGUUGACGUCUGGUUCCGGCUCGGCAGUCCUCCUGCGAUGCACCAAGUCCUGUCUGGACCCUGGUGUGGGAGGCCCCGAUCCUGGAGAGGGGUUGACGUCUGGUUCCGGCUCGGACCCGGUGGAGCAGAUGGCUCCGGCAUGGAGGAAGAGUAGGCGACCGGACCCGUACUGGGCACCAGUGGAGCGGACUGCUCUGGCACUGGACUGGAGCCGCUGACCGGAGCUGGAUUGGGCACCGGUGGAGCGGACUGCUCUGGCACUGGAACGGGCCUUACCGGGCUGGGGACACGCACCACUGGUUUGGUGCGAGGAGCAGGUACGGGGCGCACCGGGCUGACGACACGCACCACUGGUUUGGUGCGAGGAGCAGGUACGGGCCGUACAGGACUGGAGACACGCACCACUGGUUUGGUGCGAGAAGCAGGUACGGGGUGUACCGGGCUGGCGACAUGCACCACUGGUUUGGUGCGAGGAGCAGGUACGGGCCGUACAGGACUGGAGACACGCACCACUGGUUUGAUGUGAGAAGCAGGUACGGGGUGUACCAGUGGUGCGUGUCGCCAGCCCGGUACGCCCCGUGCCUGCUCCUCGCACCAAACCAGUGGUGCGUGUCUCCAGUCCUGUACGGGCCGGACCUGCUCCACGCACCAAACCAGUGGUGCAUGUCGCCAGCCCGGGGCGCACCGGGCUGGGGACACGCACCAUUUGUCUGGUGUGAGGAGCAGGCACAGGCCGUACAGGACUGGAGACACGCACCACUGGUUUGGUGCGAGGAGCAGGCACGGGAUGCGCCGGCGCAUAGCCUGGUGCCUGCACAGUCACACGCUCCUCAAAGCGAGUGCGGGGAGUUGGCUCGCUUCUGAAACCUGGCUCCACCAGCCUCUGCUCUAAGGACCGAGCUCUCUGCUGCUGGAGGGUUAACUCAUUUCUCAGCUCCUCCUGUUGCCUGGCCAGCUCCUCUCUCCGUGCAUCCACUGACUCCUUCUCCCAGAGGGCCUCCUGCAGCGCCUCCUUCUGAAGGGAGAGCACCUGCUCCCUCUUAUCUAUCAGCCCCCGUAAGGUGGUGGUCUCCUCUCUCAGAGUGCUGAGCUGCAGGUCUUUCAGGGCCUCCUGCUGCUUCGCCCACCACCCCAUGUGCCCCCACCAAAAAAUGUAUUGGGGCUGCCUCUCGGGCUUCCUUAGUGAUCAGGACCUUUUGAGUCACCGUUUUUUCUCCCUCGCUGUCUCCGUCUGCUCCCAAGGAAGGCGAUCCAUACCUGCCUGGAUCUCCUCCCACGUCCAUGAUCCUUUUACGUCUAAUAUCUCCUCCCAUGUCCAUGAUGUCUGCUCCUCCUGUUCACGCUGCUUGGUCCGUUGGUGGUGGGAUCUUCUGUCACGUUCGUUGAGUAAAUGGUCGGACCAAGGUGCAGCAUGGUAUGCGUACAUGUUUAAUUUAUUAAAUAAACACUUGACAAAAUAACAAAAGCAACUGAACGUGAAGUUCUAAAGGCUAACAGCAACAAGCCGAAACAGAAACAGAAACAAGAUCUUGGCAAAGAAGAAAUGCUCACUAACAGGGAUGUAACAAAUUUGUGCACAACAUUUUAGAGAAAUAAGCUUUUUGUGCAUAUGGAACAUUUCUGGGAUCUUUUAUUUCAGCUCAUGAAACAUGGGACUAAUACUUUACAUGUUGCGUUUAUAUUUUUGUUCAGUGUAAAAAUAAGUCUCACUUAAGGCCAACCCAGCGAACACAGAACUUAUCUGUAACAUUCCCUAAAGAUUAUCCUUUGUCAAAUAACUUUCCCACAAAGUUCUGGAAACCAACAUUUGUUUGCUGGGAAUCCAGAUCCCGAUCAUAAAUAUAAAUUACAUCUGGAUGUUGAGGUGACAUGUGUCUAGUAGGUUGUAACUCCUCCCCCUGCUCUUAACUGGUCGAGCCAAAUCUCAGGUGGUUAAUCUACGAUUAUUUUGUCCAAGGAAGAAGUUCACACCUCUGGUGUGUUACUGAUUGGGAUUCGCAAAGAUGCCCGCACACAGGUUCUACACCUCUCCAGGAACAAGCGCUACACCCUCACCCCUGAGAAACUCAAAUGGGACAAGUUCAAGCUCACAUACAAGUAUGGAGAUUAUUUUAUUUCACCCUCCUUUCUUACCAAACAUUUACUGCCUAAAAACAAAAGGAAAUGCUGUUUGAUUUGACUUCAGACAUAUUUACGAGGGACAGUUGUCUUAGAGAUUUAUUCAGACUUUCUGAUAGAGCCAAUUGCUUUUACUGAUUUCUGCUGUUGUAAUAUGCCAAGUGGUUUCCCCAGAUAAUGUCAUUGUGUCUGUGCAGGCUGCUCUCUUUCCCAAGGAACCUGAUGAAUGCCAGUGACACGCGCAGAGGCAUCGCCAAAGCCUUCACUAUGUGGAGUGACGUCUCGCCCUUCAGCUUUAGAGAGGUGCCUGCUGACCAGGAGGCAGACAUCAAGAUAGGUGGGGGCACAACAACUUAUACCUAAAGCAUAUCAGGCAUGAUUACUGGCAUAUAAUCUAGUAGAAGGCCUAUACAGUGACGUGUCUGAAAUGCCCUCAGCAUUUGAAAUGAACAAAUCUCCCUCUACUGUAGAGUUAUCUAAUGUUCAGCAUGAUUCAUGGCUCUAUUUGUAUGAGAAAGAGUCCUGUACACCUUCCAAGCAUGUGUAAUCAUUUUAAAGUGAUCUAAAUCAUGCCGAAGCCAUCCGAGUGGGAGCACGCACCACGGUCUGGGAGUCUUGACCGUGUGAAAAAUGGCAGUCAUCCUCAGGGGGGUUGAGAAGUUUGGAAUCCAUCAUCUUCUAGACUCGACUGUAUGUAGAAUGAGAUAGAGGCUGGAGAGUUUCCCCUCUUGGUUGUGCUGUCUGAGGCACAGCUCUCUCUCUCUUUUUGGCAGGCUUCUACCCCAUCAACCACACAGACUGUCUGCAGUCCUACUUGCACCACUGUUUCGACGGCAUCACCGGCGAACUGGCCCACGCCUUCUUCCCUUCGACGGGCGAGAUCCACUUUGACGACCAUGAGUAUUGGAUUCUGGGAAACAUGCGCUUCAGCUGGAAAAAAGGCAGGCACUUCGGGUGAUCUCUUUCCUGUUUUUGUAAGCUGCUGUUGUGCACUCAGCACCAAAGCUACUUGCUGGAUGUCCAGCUCAAUUAGUCAGAUGCACUGGGUUGAAAAGUGAAAAUUGUGGACACUGUAGUUGGUAAUUAUGUCUUGAAGCUGGAAUAGUCCACAGUGUAAUACUGUGCCUAAAUGUGUAAUGGUUGGAAGAUACUGUGAACUUAGAAGCGUAGCUUGAUUUUGCCGUUGUUGUUAGAUUAACUGCGUCUCAGUAGUCGGCUCCUUCAUCGACACUGAUCUGAAAAGACAGGUAUAGCUGAAAGUCAUAUGUUGUUAAGCCACUCGGAACUAACUUUCAUGUGUAUAGUUCCGUUAGAUAUUUCAGUGGAUGAGGGAAAGGACUUGAGCCACUUUAGACUAUUGAAAUGCACCCCAAUUACUGAGACAGAAUUAACAGUGUUGUGUUGUUGUUUGUGCAGGGGUGUGGCUGACAGACUUGGUCCAUGUAGCGGCUCACGAGAUUGGCCACGUCCUAGGCCUCAUGCACUCCCUGAACCCCAAGGCUAUCAUGCACCUGAACGCAACUCUAACGGGGCGCAAGCUCAUCACACAGGACGAGGUGUGGGGGCUGCACCGACUCUAUGGUAAGCCAAGAGCCCUGUAAAACAGACUGAGAAUCAACAGUGUCGUAUUGUUUUGUAGCAUAUCUUUCAAAUGAAAUAAAUCCUCAUUUAAAAUAAUGGUCCCACUUUAAACAACCAAUUUAUAUAGGCUUUAUAGAGUAUUCAUGAAGUCUUCCUAAGCACUACAUAGAUGCUUCACAAAUAAUUGAUUUACUACCUGCUGCAAGUAAACGUGGCGUUAAUGCGUAUUGUUGAACCUUUACAGUGAGUCAUUGUAAAUGUGAAGGCAGAUUGUCAUCCCAAAUUCCUUUGCUGCAGACUGAAAUUUGCGCUCUCAUCCCUCUCUUCCCUCCCCCUCUCCUGUAGGAUGUUUGGAUAGAUUAUUUAUCUGUCCAGCCUGGGCGCGGAAAGGCUAUUGCGAAAGCAAGCGCAAGCUCAUGCAGAAGCACUGCCCCUCCAGCUGUGAUUUCUGUUACGGUAAGAGCAGCACUGCAGAGGAAAAAAGAUGACUCCCAAUCUGCUGGUGCAAGGAAUCGCAUCUGUACCGUUUGCCAAUACAUCGAAACGCAGCCAACGAAGUCCAGCCAUGCAGAACCAUGAUGAGGGUUUGCAGCCAUCCUGAUUUAAAGUCAGAUUGGAUACUUGCCACUGGAUGAGACUCAUUGAGAAAGAAUUACCUCAAUGAAUUUUGGUCUGCUUUAUAGUAAGCGAGCAGAGCAUUUUAGUGAGGCACCUCGACAGCUUAAAUUCCCAUAACCUCCGCAGCCAGUCUCACCAGGACCAAGCCUCCAGUUGCACAACAGGAUAUGACUCCUCCUCGCCACGGCAGCCAUAGAUUGUUGUGGGUUUGUCCAAUUUAUAUGUGUAACAAGGGAGAAUGUGGAGAGGAGAGAGGAUACCAUUCCUGGCUCCUAAUCUGUUCUUCAUUGUUGAUUGGGAGACGUUGUACGGCUGUGGAAAAUUCCAGAGUGACUCCAAACCACUGGAAUUUCAGACUGUGGCUUGAGGGUUAGAGACGCGGAAGGUCAAUUUGGGAUUUUUGCAGCUUAAACUAGUGGCUGUCUUUUAAACAGACUUCCAGCUGAUCAUGAGGCACAACAUUGUGUUUACACUCAUCGAAUGGCUGUAGCACUUGGGUAAAUUAACUAGGUAGAGAAUGUCCUUAAACAUCUACAAUGGGUUUCUUGACAGGUGCUAUGGAGUUUUUUGAUGCACAACAUGUAGGCAGAUAGGAGCUUUUAUGCUUAGUUUGAGUGUGUAUGUCUUGGGGGAUAAUUUUAAGUUAAAUUCCUACUCAGAUCAAAUUAAACAAUUAGUAAGAAGACAUUUUCUGGGAGCUUCGUUUACUUUUUGGAGUAAACAUUUCAUGAAAAGACAUUAACAUCCUCUUGUGAAAUGAAAGCCAUACCACACCGAGUCAUGUCUGGUUAAGACUAUACAGAAGUGGAUUCCCCAGCCUUUAACCUUAUGUUCCCUAACUUUCCUCAGAGUUCCCCUUCCCCACCAUGGCCCCCACCCCCACCCCCCAACGGACCAAACACAAGCUGGUGGCUGAAGGGAAGAAUCUCACCUUCCGAUGUGGGAAGAAAAUUGCCGCGAAGGCAGGCAAAGUAUAGUGAGUAUGUCUUAUUUAGCCCAGUAUCACUUCUAAUAAAUCACGAUAUCAUACCAACAAUAGACUGAAUUUAAAUGGAUUUUUACUGUUUCUGUAGCUGGUACAAGGACGGAGAGCUUCUGGAGUACUCCCACCCUGGCUACAUCUCCCUAAAAGACGACCACAUCAGUAUCGUGGCCAACGCCAUCAACGAAGGCACAUAUACCUGCAUCGUGAGGAAAAAGAACAAGGUCCUCACCAACUACUCCUGGAGGGUACGCGUGCGCUUCUGAGGGUGAUGCCACCCUCCGCACACAGAAGCACUGGGAAUUAGCACAGAGACCACACAGACAGACACGACCAUAGAAAUAUAAUUACUAGAAGAGGAAAAGCCCUUAGACCACUGCAUUUUCACCCAUUGACUUGAAUGGGAUGUCCGUUCUAGGAAUUAUAUUUCAAAGCACACCUUCACUCACACAUUGCUUGUUCAAACGGGGACCUCACUCACUUGGGCACAUAUUUUAAUGUUCUGUCUAAACAAUACCCUCAAAACAAUCAUGUUUUAGGUCUGUUUUUUUGUUUGUUUUGUAAUGCAUUUUCAUAUGUGCACAAUAAACACUUUUAUUGAUGUAAAACUACAUUUUGUGUCCGAGCGAGUAUUAGAUACACUGCUGG
Coregonus sp. 'balchen' is the source of this 9893-nucleotide messenger RNA. Lineage: Eukaryota; Metazoa; Chordata; Actinopteri; Salmoniformes; Salmonidae. The record is from the annotation of a GenBank genome assembly.